GAAAUAUUUAUUAUUUUAUCAUCAAAUAAUUUCACUUUUAGAAAAUUCAAAAGAAAUUAAAAAUAAAGAAAGAAGAAGAAAAAGAAAUUACAGAAGGAUAAAAAAUUCUAAAAGAUACAGAAAAUUAAUUAAAUAUUUAAAAAAAACAAAUAAAAAUAGAAGAAAAAUAAAAGACAAAAUUUAAAAAUCAAAUUAAAAGAAAUUAACAGAACAAACAAACACAUAUAAGGAAUUAAAAAUAAAUCUAUCAAUUACCCUCUAAAAGCAGCCCCAUAAAUUAAAAACAAAUUUAGCAGUUCCUGGUUUUAUUUUUACAAACUCAACUGGGUACUUACAUAUAUCCAAUCAGGGGUAUUUUAAAACUAGGAAUGGCUAUAUUCACUAAAAUAAAAUUUGGAUGAAUAAAAAUUAAAAUAAAAAAUUUCCUUUAUGUCAAAUUGUUUAUCAUAUUGUAAUAAAUUAAUAAACUAAUUAAAAAUUUAAAAGUAUUUGUCUUAAAUAAAAUAAAAGUGUUUUAAUUAUUAUUAAAAUAAAAAUAUUUAUCUUUAUUAAAAUAAAAGUAUUUUAUCUUUAUUAGAACAAAAUAUAAUAAAAGUAUUUUUUUAAAUAAUUUAUUAUGAUUAAAAUAUUAGGAAUUCACUUAUAAAAAAAUAAAUAAAUAUAUAUGAUAAAAAUAAAAAAUAAAAUCUCUCAUAAAAAAAGAAAAACAAUGUUAAAUAUUAAAAAAUAAAUUAACACUGAUUAUUAUGAUGAUUCAGAAUAUGAAUAAUAUGUGAUUAAUAUCUACAGAUGCUAUUCUAAAAUUUAAUAAUCAGGCAAUAUUUUAGAUCAUGCUUUUGUUGUAUUACAAACAAAUACAAGCUUUUGGAAAUUAGAAAUAGGUGGAAAUAAAAAUAGAGUUUGUUUAGUUUAUGAAAAAAUAGAAUCAUCAUUUGAAAAAUUCUUUGGUAGUUAUAAAGCAGAUAAUAUAAAAAAAGUUUAAAUCAAAGAAAUAAUAAGAUAAUCUUAAGGAUACAUUGAAAAAAAUCCAUAUAAUUUUGUUUUUUAGAAUUGCUAUGAUUUUGUAAAAUUCAUAAUGGAAAAUUUUACAGAAGAUAUAACAAAUACUUAUGGAUUAUAAUUACAAGAAUUCAAAUAAUAUCUUAAAGUACCAUUAGUAAUACUUAAAAAAGUAUUAGAUUGACUUGGAAAGCAAAAUAAUAACGUAAAAAUAGAUAUAUACUUAUCAUUAGAUAAAUAAAGUUUAUUUAUAAAAUUAUCAAAAAUUUAUUAAGAAUUAAUAAAAUAUUUUGCUUUAUAUUUUUUAAUGUUUUAUUGUUUGUUUAUUAAAAAAAAAGAUUUGUUUUUUUAUGAAUUAUUAAUUUUCACUAAUCAUACA
Molecule: messenger RNA, 1378 nt
Organism: Tetrahymena thermophila SB210
Lineage: Eukaryota; Ciliophora; Oligohymenophorea; Hymenostomatida; Tetrahymenidae
Product: transmembrane protein, putative
Exons: 1
Source: RefSeq, a predicted model, not a curated record